This is a messenger RNA of Ectocarpus siliculosus, 819 nucleotides long. NCBI's taxonomy places the organism in Eukaryota, Phaeophyceae, Ectocarpales, Ectocarpaceae. The record is from the annotation of a GenBank genome assembly.
AUGGUCAAGUCGGCCAAGACGCCUUCCAAGGAGGUGCAGAUCGAGGAGAAAGACCAAAAGAAGGGCAACGAGCUCAGCGAUCUGGCGAAAAAGGACCUCGUCAAGAAGAUGAUGCGCUUCCUCCUCAUGAAAGGGCUGAAUCACGAGCCCUUGACUAGGAAGGAGGUGAUGGACAACGUGCUCGGGGAGAAGUACCGCAAGGCCGGAGUGCUCAAGUUCAUCCUCAACAAGGCCGACGAGAAGCUGCAGCAAGGCAUGGGUUUCAAGAUCAAGACGCCGCUCCCGGACAAGCCCUGGUUCGUCAAGGACACCUUCUACGUGGUGAACGUGCUGAACAACGAGCAACACUUCAAGGAAGUCCUCAGGGGGAAGGGUCAGGCGGGGCGGGGGCUUCUGGUGUUGGUUCUAAGCAUCGUAUUCUGCAGCUCGGACAAGAGCGUGGCCGAGAACCAGCUGUUCAAGAAGCUCCACGACCACGUCGACAAGAGGGUUCCCGAGAAGGCGUGGAACGGGAACAACCCCAAGAACAAGGUCAGGGUGCACGUCGAUGGGCUCGGUGAUGUUCACGAGCACCUGGCGAUGUUCGCGAAGCAGCACUACCUCCUGAAGAAGAUGGUGGACAAGCCCACCGCGGACGGGGGCACCGAAUCGAUCCCGCACUACUCCAUGGGACCUCGAUCUGUCUUGGAAAUCGGGCACCGCCAACUCGUGGAACUCAUGGCCAAGGUAAUGGGACAAUCCAUGGACCCGUCGGACUUGCUGGGUCUGGAAGAGCAAGAGUCGCAGGGCCUCAGCCAGAUGGCCACCCAGGAACAUUGA